AUGGAGAUACUAGAUCGAGCAUCUAUGCUCAACUGCAAAUCUGUAUCUACCCAUGCUGACUUGUCUACUAAGUUUGAUGGUUCGGGGCCUCCUGUCCAAGACCCUACUCUAUAUCGUAGUCUGGCAGGUGCACUUCAAUAUCUCACAUUCACUCGGCCUGACAUUACAUAUUCAGUUCAACAGGUUUGUCUUUACAUGCAUGAUCCUCGUGAGCCUCACUUCACUGCUUUGAAGCGCAUUUUACGCUAUGUUCGUGGUACACUUAAUCAUGGUCUUCAGAUUUUUAGCUCUCACUCUCGAGACAUUGUUGCCUACUCGGAUGUCGACUGGGCUGGCUGUCCUGUCACUCGACGUUCUACUUAUGGUUACUGUAAUCCAGUUCAACAUCAACGGACCAAACAUAUUGAGAUUGAUCUUCAUUUUGUUCGUGACAUGGUCGCUACGGGUCAGGUUCGUGUGCUUCAUGUUCCCUCCAAGUCACAAUAUGCAGAUAUCUUUACGAAAAGUCUUCCUUCGAGUUUGUUCCUUGAUUUUCGAUCCAGCUUGAACGUUCGUGAUCCUACCCUCGUUCAAACUGCGGGGGUUGUUAACAGAAAAUGGGCGACUAGGAUUCAUCCACAAUGCACACUCUCAUUGGUUAAAAGACCACAUCGGGCAAUCAGAAAGACACUAUAA
Messenger RNA from Lactuca sativa (garden lettuce), 675 nucleotides. The record is from RefSeq and is a predicted model, not a curated record. Lineage: Eukaryota; Viridiplantae; Streptophyta; Magnoliopsida; Asterales; Asteraceae.